Mangifera indica (mango) is the source of this 1153-nucleotide messenger RNA. Its product is annotated as UDP-glycosyltransferase 87A2-like. Gene Ontology annotation, molecular function: UDP-glycosyltransferase activity. The annotation marks the transcript as partial. The record is from RefSeq and is a predicted model, not a curated record. The transcript is spliced from 2 exons. NCBI's taxonomy places the organism in Eukaryota, Viridiplantae, Streptophyta, Magnoliopsida, Sapindales, Anacardiaceae.
UUUUAUCGGUUCUCAGGAGGAGAGGAUUCAGUCGUUGACUUCCUAGAUGAUGUGGAGGAUAUCCCAAGCAUUUCUUCAUCAAAUUUAGCAGACCUUCAAACAGUGUUCCACAGAAAUGACCAUGGAUUCUUGCAGCUUCUCCUGGAUUGCAUUUCUAGGGUUCCAAAAACACAAUAUCUUCUAUUCACUUCGAUCUACGAGCUUGAACCCCAUGUUACCAACAACUUAAUGGAAACUUUUCCUUUUCCCGUGUACCCUGUUGGCCCAUCUAUACCUUACCUAGAACUUGAACAAAACAACCAUGGAACUAAUGCUAGAACCAAUGAUCCUUGCUGUAUACAGUGGCUAGAUUCUAAACCAGCAGAUUCGGUUCUGUACAUCUCGCUAGGCAGCUUCCUCUCUGUUUCAAGCACCCAAAUGGACGAAAUUCUGGCUGGAUUGCAAGAUAGUAAUGUUUACUUCAUGUGGGUGGCUCGUGGAGAAGCUUCUCGUUUGACAGAAAUUUGUGGAGAAAAAGGGGUGGUAGUGCCUUGGUGUGACCAAUUAAGAGUGCUGUGCCACUCUUCUGUAGGAGGUUUUUGGACACAUUGCGGAUGGAAUUCCACUCUAGAAGCUGUUUUUGCUGGGGUUCCAAUGCUUACUUUUCCUCUAUUUUUGGAUCAAGAUCCUAAUAGUAACCAAAUUGUGGAAGAUUGGAAAAUUGGUUGGAAGGUGAAGAUAGAGAUUGGAACUCAAAAUAUAUUGACUAGAGAAGAAAUUGCAGAUGUUGUGAAAAGGUUCAUGGAUUUGAACAGCGACGAGGGAAUAGAAAUGAGAAGAAAAGCAAGACAAAUUAGAGAUAUCUGUCAAGAAGCAACUACAGAAAGCGGAUCUUCUGUAAUCAACCUUACUUCAUUCAUUCAAGACGUUUCACAGGGACACAGUCAUUGAUCAGAUACUGUAAUUUAUCUCAGUGAUCAUCUCUUGGAAAAACCACCAGCCAGGGGCCAUACUUCUGUGGCUAAAAGAAUUUGUUCUGUAAAUUAUAGUUGUCACUGAGCAUGUGCAAGAUUCUGUUAUCUAGUGUCUCUGACUUUGAUUUGGUUCUUAAAAGUCACCUGCUUGUGCAAGUUAAGUAUCAGCUGAAAAAAAAUCUUCUGUUCUUCCUGAAUUA